GUAUUUGUUUAGCAUGUGUGGUUUCAUUCGAGCCAUGUGCACGGAUAAUUGAGAAUAUAUUGAGAUUUAAGGUGUAUUUUUAUUCACUCAGUAGUGAACAGUCGAUGAAGCUCCGUUCUUUCCAAACUCUUGACCGCAAAAAGGAAACACGGCCCUACAUUAACGUUACCGUCUUGCAUGCAGUCAGUUUAUUUAUAUUACGGUAUACUUUAUAUAAAUAAGAGUUCGGACGUAAAUGCACUACUGAGGUGCACAGAACUCUUCAACAGUAGAUAAUAGAAUUUGCGUUACAGUGUUGCAAUCCGAGGCUGCGUCUCAACCUAGUGAGCUGCCUAUCUAGGGAAUCGCACGCAUUCGCAUCAGGUCUCAUAGCAAAUGGUUUAAACGAUGCUAAUGCUGUCUAGGUGGGUAGCUCACUAUGUUUUGAGACACGGCCGGCGUUGCAAUCCCAAAUGUCGCAGAUAUGAGAGGUCAUGUGUGAAGAGUUUAUCGUGUUUAUAAAUGAUAAAGAUGCACAUUGCAUGCAGAAGUGCACAGGGGCGUAUAGCUAAACCAGUUUAAGAAGAUUCCCUGUCUGUUUUGGCACGAAAGAAAGGAGCAUCUGGCUGUCACACUUGAUUUUAUUGGAAUUUCUGUGGUAGAUUUGGAACAUACUUGUUCUUGUUUAGGCUUGUAAAAUAUGAAGUCAAAUCAGAUUUAUACCUAUUAUUCAGCCUGUCUCUUGAGUAUUGGAGACUGACCGUUUUUAUAAUCCAUGGUCAUUGCACGGUCAAAGUUUUUUUUUUUUUAGAAGCAUUUUAAGGGAAUAAGUAAGAUUAAUAAAGAUGAAAAAAAGAUAAUAUUCUAAAAUGCAUCCACAAAGGUCAAGUGCAUCUAGACAUUUGAGAAUACCAGAGAAUAAAUGGGUAAAAGUGCCUGGUUUGUUGUAUUGUGAAUUCUCACGUUUAUGUGUUGAGAAAUCCUCUGGAUUAAAGUAAAAAAUGAAACGUUUGUCCGGAAAAAAAGAUUCAAGUUCCAUCACUGCACAGCAGAAUUUGUUGCAUAAAAGCAGAUCAAAUCAGGUCUCUCCUAAAUUGCACAAUGAGGACAUUUUAUUCAAUGACUGUAUGCAAUGUGCUUUACUGUGCCCACAGUCAUAAAAAACCUGAAGACGGUUUUUUAUGUUUAAUUUGUGUUUUCCAGCCAUUAAAGAGCUGACCUGGAAAUAUUGAAAUUAAUACAACUAGCAUAUAGUUAGCUCUAAAAUGAAUGGGCUUAUACAUUGUUUUCUGCUCGACACUUAAAGGGACAGUUCACUCAAAAAUGAAAAAUUUGUCAUGAAUUACUCACUUUCUAGUUGUUCCAAACCUGUACGCAUUUUUUUUGUUCGGUUGAACACGGAGAAAGAUUUGGACUAAUGCUUGUAAUCAAACAGUUUGGGCCCCGCUGACUACCAUAGUAGGAAAAAUGACAAUUGUAGUCAAACGUGCCCCAGAAUCAUUUGCUGUCCUACAUUCUUCAAAAUAUCUUCUUUAACAAAAAAAAUAAAGUAAUUUUUCCUACUAUGGUAGUCAAUGGGGUCCAAGAAUUGUUUGGUUACACAAGCAUUCUCCAAAUCAGGACAAAGAAAUUUAUACAGAUUUGGAACAACUCGAAGGCGAGUAAAUGAUGACAGAAUCUUUAUUUUUGGGCGAACUGUCCCUUUAAAUAUUUCAUCAAGCGUCUGGAUUGGAAAACCUAUUAGUGAUCGCUAUAAGAAGCCUGGUUUUGUAUUGAGUGUUGAGGUUAAAUGUGCCAUUGUGUCCGUGUAUUUGACUCAUGUGGGUACAGUACAGUAUUGUUGACUGUAGGUGUGGUGCAUCACCCUUCUUGCUCAUCGGACAAAACGGCAGGCGGUGCAUUUACACCUAAGCACGGAGGGAUAGUUUAUAUUCCGUAAUAUUUUCAUCUUUAUUUACCUGCAUUUGGCAAAACAGCUACACGAAUUCAAAAUUUGCUCAGAAGUUUCCUCAUCAGAGACGGGCUGAAUUAUAGACUGCGUGCGCAUUGUAUGCAUGCUUUCGUGGGUGUGACUUCAAGCAUUUAUGCGUUGUGUACAGGCACACCCAUCACACGUUGAGUUGUUUCUGCAGGAUUAGAAGUCUCUUUUCUUUGGGCUUGCGUUUUACAGCGUGAUCAACAAACUACCAUGGAUUUUUCCCGCCUGCACACGUAUACUCCUCCACACUGUACCCCGGAUAACACAGGCUAUACAUAUUCCCUCAGCAAGCGUUUUGGUGACCGUCCUUACUCCAUCUCGCAGGUUUAACAGGGCCGGGUGGCUCUAGGCAGCUCCAGUUACUCCACCGCCGCUCUUGAGUUCGAGAAGGAGCACAAGAUCAAUCCCGUGUACGACUCGCCCAGAAUGUCACGCCGGAGUUUGAGACUGCAAACCAGCGCCGGUUUUUACGGUGACGGCAGUUUCGCUGAGCUCACGCAGAAUCACAACAACAGCUCCUACAAGCGCACCUCCACCAGCAGCGUGAGCAGGUCUGUGCGGAGCAGAAGGCAACAGCAGGAAUCGUCCAUGUACGAGUCCCACAGUGUGAAUCAGACUCCUCAGAAAGAUCAGACCGACCUGAGCAUCAUCAGUACCGCCAGCGAUGCAUCUCUGAUCUCCAGUCUGCUGGAUGAGUCGGCCCUCAGGCAGAGCUCCACUACACACGCAUGCUCCGCACGGAGGCGGAGGACGACCGAUCACAGCUCGCUGUUAGAGAAUGGAGACGCUAGUAGAACAGAAACGCGUGCUAAAAUGGCCAACGGCUACAUCUGUAAAGACUGUUGCUUCCACGCAGACCUAAAGACGGAUGAAGAGACGGCGUGUUCUUUAGCGUACUCCUCAUCAGUGUCUUCGGCCGCCCAUCAGACCGUGAACAGUGUAGACAAGACAGUUCAUGACAGUUACUGUGGCAGUGUAAAUGUGGGCGAUCUGGUGAACGCUGACAGACGGCUCAAUCUCAAUGGCUCGCUUUGUGAUGAUUGUAAAGGAAAGCAGCGUGUGGAAGUCCACAUGGAACGCAAACGCACGUCCUAUACACGAAGCGUAUUCGCUGCGCUGUGGGCCCUUGUUACUUACACAGGUUCUGGUCUGCUGGGGGUUUGCAGUGGUUUGGGUUCAGCCGCUGCGUUUGUGGCUCGUAAGAUGAAGUCCGUUCUGUGGUUGGCAGUGUUGUCUCCAGCAUCGUCCUCCUCCGUGUCCACAGCCGUCCAUCAGACUACCGCAGACGCCCAUAUGAACGUUAUAGACAAGACAGGUGAUGCUUAUGAAGAAGCGCAGCAACAUUAUUUCUACGCCCGUCACAUUCGCGCUGCGCUGUGGGCUCUUGUUUCAUACACAGGUUCUGGUCUGCUGAGGGUUUGCAGUGGUUUGGCUUCAGCCGCUGCGUUUGUGGCUCGUACGAUGAAGUCCGUUCUGUGGUUGGCAGUGUUGUCUCCAGGGAAAGCAGCGAGCGGUCUCUUCUGGUGGUUGGGCACAGGGUGGUACCAGCUGGUAACUCUAAUGUCUUUUAUGAACGUCUUUAUUCUCACCAGGUGUCUACCCAAACUACUAAAGCUUCUUCUGUUCCUGCUUCCCUUCCUGCUACUGUUUGGAUUGUGGUAUCUCGGUCCGGCCAGUUUCCUGACCUGCCUUCCUGCUGUAAACCUCACAGAGUGGAAGACUCUGGUGCCCUCUUUCGCAUCACUUCCUGCCCUCCCGUCUCUCCCCUCAUUACCCUCUUUACCUGCACUUCCUGCUUUCACAUCGAAGGCGCUGGUGGAGGAACAUCACGUGCCACCCGAAGUCACCUCACGGCCUGUGUCAGACUCCAUUACCAGCAAGCGUUUGGUUCUACUGGAGCAGCGUGUGGUGGCACUGUGGGAGAACAUCCAGCAGGGGGAGCUGAAGGCUCAGCAGCAGCAUCAGGAGACUGUUGGUUUGGUUCAGGCGUUACAUGAACAGAUAAACACACAGACAGACAGAGAUCAUCUCAGACUGUGGGUCUCACAGCUGUUUGAACCCAAAUUCACUGAGAUCAAGGGAGAGAUGGACAGAGAUGCUUCCAGCAGAGCACAGACUGAGGAGCAGCAUGUUCAGCAUCAGACAAAUCUAGAGGCUCGACUGGCGGAGCUCGAACUCCUCCUCCAGAACCUGAACACCAGAACUACGGAAAUCCAUGUUAAACACGAGUCUCCAGCACCGGCUCCCGUCAGUGUCGGUGUAUCUCAGGAGAAGCAUGAUGCUCUGCUCCUGGAGGUUCAGAGGCUGGAAGCAGAACUCGGGCGCAUCAGAGGAGACCUGCAAGGGGUUAUGGGAUGUCAAGGGAAAUGUGAUCGGCUGGAUACCAUACACGAAACGGUGUCUGCGCAGGUGAGAGAGCAGCUGUACGCUCUGCUCUACGGUCAUAACAGAGGAGAAGUGGAAAUCCCCGAACCUCUCCUGCCGUGGCUGGCUUCGCAAUACAUGCGCUCGUCCGACCUCACCGCGACGCUAACCAUGCUGGAGCGCAGCAUUCUGGGAAAUGUGUCCCUACAGCUUCAAGAGAUCAAACCGCAGCAGUCCACAGAGGAAACGGUCACUCAAACCAUCGUCCAGACCGCCAGGGCUGCUGGGAUAUCAGAAGAGCAAGUCCAGCUGAUCGUCCAGCGUGCUUUGAAGUUAUACUCCGAGGACCGCACGGGACAGGUGGACUACGCUCUUGAGUCUGGAGGUGGCAGUAUCCUCAGCACACGCUGUUCAGAAACAUACGAGACAAAAACUGCUCUCAUGAGCCUCUUUGGACUUCCGCUUUGGUACUUCUCUCAGUCUCCACGUGUUGUCAUUCAGCCGGACAUGUACCCAGGCAACUGCUGGGCAUUUAAAGGCUCUCAUGGUUACCUGGUGAUCAGGCUGUCUUUGAAAGUGCUCCCUACAUCCUUCUGUCUGGAACACAUCCCCAAAUCUCUCUCUCCGUCCGGCAACAUCAGCAGCGCACCGCGACGAUUCACCGUCUAUGGUUUGGAUGAUGAGUACCAGGAAGAGGCCAAACUGUUAGGUGACUACACUUACCAGGACGAUGGAGAUUCCCUACAAAUCUUCCCUGUUAUGGAAAACAAUGACAAGGCUUUUCAGAUCAUUGAGAUGCGAGUGCUGUCAAACUGGGGUCACCCGGAGUACACCUGCCUGUACCGCUUCAGAGUUCACGGCCGCCCGCACGCUCAAUAAUCCCACCCCGCUGUACAUUACUCGAUCCCUUUAUGUACAUAGACACACGCUUGGACUGUGAAGCAGCACGAAAGAGACUGACGUUUUUAAGACUUUAAUACGAAUGAUGGAGUUACAAACGGAGCGCAGCAGGAAUUGAAGAUAAGGAUUUUCACAAAUGCACUCAUUUCCCCGUUCUUGCACUGAUCUGUCAAGUAGAUACGUUUGCUCCCGCUCUCAUAGGCUCUCACCCGUAGAUGUAUUUGUGCCUUCAGACGAACAUGCUUCUCAUUCUGUGUAUAUUUUGUUUUCAGAGACGUUGAAUUCUCACGUAAGUCUCUAAGCUGAAGUUUAAGCUCGUCCACUCAUCACUGCCGCUUUGAUUAGUCUGCAAGGACACUGAUCCGCUAUGGGACGGGCUGUUGUUCCUUUUAACCACUAAAUCUCAUGAAACGUGUCAACAUCAGCUCACGCUUUAGUUCAAAACUGAAAUGGAAUUGUGUAAGGAAGAGUACGUUUUUAUUAAACCGUGUGGAUAAUACUGUAUAACAGUAAAGAUAUUGACACAUUCUCCUUGGAGCAUAAUGCAAAUUGCAAAAACGAAGUCUUUUUUUCAUGGAAAUGAGUUCAAAAUUGGACCCAGACCUGUUUUCAUGAGAUCACCCAAACAAGCACUAGAUUUUUUUCACAUUGUAGAAACUCUUAACAACCAUAAAUUGUUCAAGACACCGAUUUGUGCAUACAGAUGGUGUCUGGAUGUAAAAGAAAGUUUAAGCAAAACUGGAGCCGUCAAUAGUCAUAUCACAGUCAUGAUAACCUGCAGGAAUGUAACUUAUUGUAACAAGUCUUUUUUAAUCGACUUCUAUCAGUGUUGAUUUUGCAUAAAGGGGUGCGCCCCACCCCGUCAAUAUUAUUUUGUUCUUUUUAAUAGUGUCUGUGUUCGACAUUUUAGUUUCGGUAGAGGAUGCACUGUUAUGUCUUCAUAAAGAAAAAGUUUGUCGCACGAGUCCUAUGUAAUUCAUUGGGUAUGUUAAAGAGUCAAAGGUUCAUUUAUGGAACCGCUUUUAGUCAGUGCUCUCGAUCGGAAGGCGGCCGUUUGUAAAAUACUUUUCAUUUUGUUCAUGACUAUUUAUUUUGCAGAGAUUUCGUUCAGAAAUAGGACUUUGUGCUGCCUGUGUGUUUUUGUAAAAUGCUUUUCGAUGCAUAUUGGUCUGUUUAUAUUUUUAGUUCUGUUUUUCGGCUGCAGUACUCUUCGUUGUAUCAGUAAAGAAUUUUAAUUUUAAGGACAUUUCCAUGAUUUCUUAUUGAAGCUUUAAUUAAAGACUCAAGUACAGUAAAUGAGUGAUUAAAAACGUAAAAUUCUGUCCACAUGAAAACC
Triplophysa rosa is the source of this 6557-nucleotide messenger RNA. RefSeq names its product Sad1 and UNC84 domain containing 1b (gene sun1b). Lineage: Eukaryota; Metazoa; Chordata; Actinopteri; Cypriniformes; Nemacheilidae. The record is from RefSeq and is a predicted model, not a curated record. The transcript has 24 exons. Gene Ontology annotation, cellular component: nuclear envelope; meiotic nuclear membrane microtubule tethering complex. Gene Ontology annotation, biological process: nuclear envelope organization. The coding region runs from base 2384 to 5200 and encodes 938 amino acids. Gene Ontology annotation, molecular function: protein-membrane adaptor activity.